Molecule: messenger RNA, 1500 nt
Organism: Telopea speciosissima
Lineage: Eukaryota; Viridiplantae; Streptophyta; Magnoliopsida; Proteales; Proteaceae
Product: protein REVEILLE 6-like
Exons: 9
Coding region: 110-1378 (422 amino acids)
Molecular function (GO): DNA binding
Source: RefSeq, a predicted model, not a curated record
AAGAAGAAAGCCAGAAUAACAUCGAACAAACGCAAAAGGAAAGAAGGAAACUGUCCCAGAAGAAGCAGCAAAGCAGAGAGGGACAAGAGAGAGAGAGAGCGUGUAGCAUAUGGUUUCCGUAAAUCCAAACCCAACUGCACCAGAAGGUUUCUAUUUGGAUCCCAUGGGAAUAGCUCUUCCUGGACUUGGCUCUUUAACAGCAACUACAACAGGUCCUUCUGCUACCAUAGCUUCAUGCGAUGAUCUCACCAAGAAGAUUAGGAAGCCCUAUACCAUCACCAAAUCCAGAGAGAGUUGGACUGAGCAAGAGCACGACAAGUUCCUUGAAGCUCUUCAACUCUUUGAUCGUGACUGGAAGAAGAUAGAGGCAUUUGUUGGGUCAAAGACUGUUAUCCAGAUACGGAGUCAUGCACAAAAGUACUUUUUGAAGGUUCAGAAGAAUGGGACAAGUGAACAUGUACCUCCCCCUCGGCCAAAGCGAAAAGCAGCCCAUCCAUACCCACAGAAAGCGACUAAGAAUGCUCCAGUGCUCUCACAAGUGACAGGAGCAUUUCAAUCUCCAGCUGCUCUGCUUGAACCGGGAUAUGUUCUCAGGCCAGAUUCGUCCUCAAUGCUUGGAAAUCCUAUUACGAGUGCAGAUGUGUCUUCAUGGGCUCAUAGUUCUGCACCUCCAGUCAGUAUGUCCCAUGUGGCAAAAGAUGAUAUGGGAUUUGCAGGGCCUACAGUGGUAAACCAUUGUUGCAGUAGCAGUGAAAGUACUCCAAGGACAUGGCCAACUUGUGAAACAGCUGAUCAAGGGAAUCAAGGGCCACCAGUAAGAGUUAUGCCAGACUUUGCUCAAGUAUAUAGCUUCAUUGGAAGUGUCUUUGAUCCGAACACUAGUGGCCACUUGCUGAAACUAAAGGAGAUGGAUCCAAUUGAUGUUGAAACUGUGUUGCUAUUGAUGAGAAACCUCUCCAUCAAUCUGUCAAGCCCGGAUUUUGAAGAUCAUAGAAAGUUGUUCUCAUCAUAUGACGUCGACACUGAGAAGAAGAAAUUGGGUGGUGGUACAAACAGCACUUUCAAUGCGGAUGAGUCAAAGAGUGCUCUUUCAUUUGGUAAGAAAAAAUUGAAUAAUGUUGACCCUUUUAGAGCAAUGUAUUACAAUUUACAAUUACUGUCCAUCUCCAUCUCAUUUUCAUUUCUGCACAAGCUUUUUCUGACUGAGUUGGCAAAAUAUCAGGAGAAAGAGGGAACACUCACUGAGCUCAUCUUGCAGUUGACUGUUGAUAAAAUCAAUAAGCAAUGCUUGUAUGUAAGUAGGCAGAGUGUUCGGGCAUCCAAGAGUUUUGCAGAAGAGAAUAAUGAUGCUUUAGAGACCCGACUGAAUCCCUCUUAAACUGCAGCAGUUAGGACUAAAAUUUUUGCCAAGUCACCCAUGGCUCGUUGGUUGAGACUCCUAAACAUAUCACCAAAUUGUCCAUAGAAGUUACUGUUUUACAGGUUACUAGCUUUUUCUUC